CCCCUUCCCUUUCGGAUGUGGCAAAUGUUUUUCAGGAAAUGCUUAAGUGAAACCACCCCGCGAAUCACGCAACUGCUGCAACAACACGUUCAGUUUACAAGUGUAGCAGUUAUUACCGGUGUUUUUUAUUUUUUAAGAUGUCUGCGGCGGUUUGCAAGGAAACAGCGGAACAUCCCAGACUCCUAAAGCUGUCAUCCGCCCUGUUUUACGCCGGUAGUUCGUUUCUGAUUACCGUGGUGAACAAAACCGUGCUGACCAGCUUCAGAUUUCCAUCCUUCCUGUUUCUGGGAAUUGGACAGAUGAUUACCACGAUUGUCGUUCUUUAUUUGGCCAAAAUAAACAACACGGUGAAGUUUCCAGACUUUGACAGAGGCGUUAUUUUAAAAAUUUUCCCUCUGCCAUUGCUGUAUGUUGGAAACCAUGUAACGGGACUGGCGAGCACCAAAAAACUCAGUUUACCCAUGUUUACAGUCUUACGGAAAUUCACCAUACUGAUGACAAUGAUCCUGGAAGCUUAUUUGUUAGGGAAAACAUUUUCAAGAAGUAUCAUUUGCAGUGUUGUGACAAUAGUCUUCGGGGCCAUGGUGGCUGCAAGUUCUGACCUGGCCUUUGACGUGGAGGCCUACACUUUCAUUCUGCUUAAUGAUGCCUUCACUGCAGCCAAUGGUGUUUACACCAAGAUGAAACUUGGUGAUCAGGGCCUUGGGAAGUACGGCGUCUUAUUUUACAAUUCGCUGAUCAUCGUCUUUCCAACUCUCUUGGCCAGUGCAUUCACUGGAGAUUUACACAAGGCACUCUCAUUUGAGGACUGGAGCAAUGUUACAUUUAUUCUCUGUUUCCUUGUGUCCUGCUUCAUGGGAUUUGUAUUGAUGUACUCAAUAGUCCUCUGCAGCUAUUAUAACUCAGCACUUACAACUACAGUUGUAGGGGCCAUAAAGAAUGUGGCCGUAGCUUAUAUCGGCAUCUUUGUGGGUGGAGAUUACCUGUUCUCCUGGACUAACUUCCUCAGCCUCAGCAUUUGUAUGUCAGGAGGACUAGUGUACUCAUACCUCACCUUCAGCAGCAGUCAAUCACCGGGGAAAAAUGCAGGAGGAACACAAGAGCAGAAGAUUCCCAUUACCGACGAUUCAUCAAGGACAUAGAGAUGGGAACUCUAACCACUAGGUGGCGUUAUCCUGCUUCACAUUGAAGCAUUUUAUUAAUUCAACACCAUGUGUCUCUUUUUAUAUUAUGAAUUGAUCUACUAACAUGCAUUCCUAAUGCUAUUUAAUCUGGAUUUUAAACUAACACCGAAUAAACAAGAAGUGCCACAAACAA
Messenger RNA from Girardinichthys multiradiatus, 1317 nucleotides. It is a transcript of the gene slc35d2, whose product is annotated as solute carrier family 35 member D2. Bases 138 to 1142 code for a protein of 334 amino acids. Lineage: Eukaryota; Metazoa; Chordata; Actinopteri; Cyprinodontiformes; Goodeidae. The record is from RefSeq and is a predicted model, not a curated record. Gene Ontology annotation, molecular function: antiporter activity; GDP-fucose transmembrane transporter activity. Gene Ontology annotation, cellular component: Golgi apparatus. The transcript has 12 exons.